AUGGCACCCGCUCUUGGGUCGCGCGCCACCUUGUCUGCGCCCAACCUUCCUGCUGCCUCGUCGUUUGACGAGCGCCAGAAGCGGCCCGUCUUCGCUGCCAUGCUGGUUGGUAGCCGGGUGUUUGCCCUCUCCGCGUACAACGUUGGUACGGACACAUGUCUCGUCUUCGUCAUCGUGGACAAGCGGCCUGCGAUGGCUGCGGCCGCAUCAUGGGCGCAGAGGCUAGUAAUUGGUGGCGGGAACGGUGAUCGUGUUGGCAAGCUGCAAGAUGCAGUGGCCGAUUCGCGCGUGAGGGGGGGAGCGAGGAGGCAGUCGCCGACCACGACCAGAACAAACCCCAUGGCUCCUUCCGCCAACACCAAUCCUCCUCCACGGAGCCAACCCAAGUGCUACGAAGGAAGGUACCCGGCCUGCAUCAGCACCCCAGACUAAAAUUGACCAAAAUUUGCAGCCGGGUUUAGCUCCGGAGCGGGCCAUGACUGACCGGUCAUGGGCUGGCGAUCUGCAUGGGCAAGCAUUUCCAAGUUGUCUUGUCCCGCCUCAAGUUUGUUUGUCUCGAGUACCCUUGGUCGCGUGAGCCGCGUGGCCCGAGGACAAGUACAAGUACCUUUUCCGAACAUGACGAUGGCUCGGUGGAAUCACGCCCGGGGGAGAGGUUGAGAAUUUCCUGCUCAAACGCACUGCACUGGGAACUGCCCAAGUUGUUACCGAGUAAUAAAUACCUACGGCCGCUUGACACCCGUCUCCUCUAGUCCUCC
Molecule: messenger RNA, 758 nt
Organism: Chaetomium fimeti
Lineage: Eukaryota; Fungi; Ascomycota; Sordariomycetes; Sordariales; Chaetomiaceae
Exons: 4
Coding region: 1-432 (143 amino acids)
Source: RefSeq, a predicted model, not a curated record